AUGGCGCCGGGCCCCGCUCUGCUGCUCGCGGCGCUGCUGGCGCUGCCCGCCCCGGGCUCCCCCGCCUCCCCGCCCGGGGGUCCCGGCCCCCCCCGGCUCCGCGUCCGUUUCUCCCCCCCCCGCUGCUGCCCCGGGGGUCGCUGCGCCCCCGGGUGUCGCCCCCGGGCCGGGGGGGACCCGGAGGCGGCGGGGGACGCGGACAGCAACGUCACCGUGGUGGUGCUGAGAGCGGCGGGCCCCCGGGCCGCCGGCUUCAGGCUCGUGCUGUGCCCGCUGCUCUGCCGGAACGGGGGGGUCUGCGCCCACCCCCAGCGCUGCCUGUGCCCCCCCCAGUUCACCGGGAAGUUUUGUCACCUCCCCUCGGGCAACGGCACCAAAGAGAGCGCCCCAAACCCGCGGGGGGCGCCCCCAAAUCCCCGCAACGUCCACGGGGGGGCGCCCCAAAUCCCCGCAACGUCCACGGGGGCGCCCCAAAUCCCCACAACGUCCACGGGGGGGCGCCCCCAAGCCUUGACCCGCUCCAUCUACACCCUGCCCCUGAGCAACCACCGCGACGAGGAGGAUGGCGCGCAGUCCAUGGUGAGCGUGCUGGUGCGGCACCCGCCGCACGCCACGGUGACGAUCCACAGCGUGGAGCGGGUGCGGGGCGGCGGCGGCCGCUACCCCUCCCCAGCGCCCCCAACCCCCCCCGCGAGCCCCCCGCCCCAAUUCCGGGUGCUCGCACAGAGGGGACCCGGCCGGGACCCCCCCGCCGGCGAGAACUCGGGGUUCGGGUAUUGCUUCAGGCAGCUGCGGGGGGGGCAGUGCAGCUCCCCCCUGCCCGGGCUCCGCACCCGGGACAUUUGCUGCCGCGGCGGCGGCGGCGUCGCCUGGGGCGUCCGCGAGUGUCACCCGUGCGACGGCCACGCCCAGCCGUGCCCGCCGGGAUUCCAGCGGCAGAACGGAACCUGCGUGGACGUGGACGAGUGCCAGGAGGGGGCGCUGUGCCAGCUCGGGCUCUGCACCAACACCCGCGGCAGCUUCGCCUGCCUGUGCCCGCCGGGCUUCCUGCUGGAUUCGUCCCGCUCCCGCUGCAUCUCCCAGCAGGUGCUGUCCGAGGCCCGCGGGCCGUGUUUCCGCCUCCUGCGGGACGGCCCUGGCCGCUGCGCGCUGCCCACCCUGCGCAACAUCACCCGCCAGGUUUGCUGCUGCAGCCGCGUGGGCAAAGCCUGGGGGGGCUCCUGCCUGCUCUGCCCCCCCUUCGGAUCCGAGGGGUUCCGGGAGCUCUGCCCGGCCGGGCCCGGCUAUCACUACUCGGCCUCGGACCUGCGGAUCAGCGCUCAGUACCUGGGCCAGGAAAUUGGGGCGGGGGUCCCGCUGGGGCCGCCCCCCUCAGCACCCCCCCCGCGACCCCCGGUGAUCGUGGUGCCCCGGCCCCGCCCCCACCCGGGGGGAGCCCCGCCCACCGCGGCCCCCCCGGAGCCAGUGUCCCCGUGCGAGCGCGACCCGUCCGUGUGCGGCCCCGGGCGCUGCGUGCCCCGCGGGGGAGGGGGCUACACCUGCCUGUGCCGGGGGGGCUUCUGGCUGAGCCCCCAGGGCACGCACUGCGUCGACAUCGACGAGUGCCGCCAGGUGCCCCCUCCGUGCUCCCCGGGGCGCUGCGAGAACUCCGUGGGCGGCUUCAGGUGCCUCUGCGGGCCCGGCUUCACCUCCGAGCCCGCGGGCACCGAGUGCCGAGACGUGGACGAGUGCUCCCAGGUGCCCGGGCCCUGCCCCCACGGGCGCUGCGAGAACCGACCGGGGGGGUUCGAGUGCCUCUGCCCGGGGGGGUACCGGGGUGACCCCUGCCAGGACAUCGACGAGUGCGAGAACCACCUGGCGUGUCCCGGCCAGGAGUGCGUCAACACGCCGGGCUCCUUCCGGUGCCAGCCCUGCCCCGACGGCUUCCACCUGCGCCAGGGCCGCUGCGCAGACGUGGACGAGUGCUCGGGGGGCUCCCCCUGCGCCCCCCACGGCCGCUGCCUCAACACGGCCGGCUCCUUCCGCUGCGAGUGCCACCGCGGCUUCCACGCGGCCGCGGGCGCCACGGCGUGCCAGGACGUCAACGAGUGCCUGGAGGGCGACUUCUGCUUCCCGCACGGCGAGUGCCUCAACACGGCCGGCUCCUUCCGCUGCUCUCCGCCCGGGCCCCCAGCUGCGCCCGCGCCCCCGGGCACCACGCCGCGACCGUGCGUGCCCCAAAUCCUGAACCCCAAAUCCCGAUGUCCCAAACCCCAAAUUUCCCCCAGAUGUGGACGAGUGCCAGCGCGGGGCCGUGUGCGCGGGCGGGCGCCACACCCACCCCUUAUCACACCCCAAACCCCAAACCCCAAACCCCAAAUCCCAAUGUCCCAAACUCCAAACCCCGAAUCCCGAACCCCAAAUCCCGAUGUCCCAAACCCCAAAUUUCGCCCAGACGUGGACGAGUGCCAGCGCGGGGCCGUGUGCGCGGGCGGGCGCUGCCUCAACACCGAGGGCUCCUUCCAGUGCCAGUGCCCGGCCGGGUUCCGCACCGACGACGCCAAGGCCGAGUGCCGCGACGUGGACGAGUGCCAGGAGUACGGGGCCGGGCUCUGCGGGGCGCAGCGCUGUGAGAACAUUCCGGGCUCCUAUCGCUGCGUGCCCGAGUGCCAGCCGGGAUUCCGGCCCGGGGACGGCGCCGACUGCGUCGACGUGGACGAGUGCCAGGAGUACGGGGGGCUCUGCGGGGCGCAGCGCUGCGAGAACAUUCCGGGCUCCUAUCGCUGCGUGCCCGAGUGCCAGCCGGGAUUCCGGCCCGGGGACGGUGCCGACUGCGUCGACGUGGACGAGUGCUCCAACGGGACCCUGUGCGGUGCCCACGCCACCUGCCACAACCUGCCCGGCUCCUUCCAGUGCGCCUGCGACCCCGGCUACGAGACCGCCCGGCACGGCCACCACUGCAUGGACGUGGACGAGUGCCAGACGCUGCGCGGGGUUUGCGGGGCCGAGCGCUGCGAGAACGUCGAGGGCUCCUUCCUGUGCCUGUGCCCCGACCCCCGGCAGGAGUUCGACCCCGUCAGCGGCCGCUGCGGGGCGCUGCCGACCCCACAGAGCCCCCAAAGCCGACCCCAAAUCCCCCAGGGCCGACCCCAAAGCCCCCAGAGCCCACAGAGCCCCCAGAACCCACAAAUGCGACCCCAAAUCCCCCAGGGCCGACCCCAAAACCCACAAAUCCCCGAAACCCGACCCCAAAGCCCCGAAACCAGACCCCAACGCCCCGAAAUCAGACCCCAAACUCCCCAAAUCAGACCCCAAACCCCCCAAACCCGACCCCAAACCCCUCAAACGAGACCCCAAACUCCCCAAACCAGACCCCAAACUCCCCAAACCGGACCCCAAAGCCCUCCCGGGGAUUUUGGGGUGGCCUCGUGUUUCAGCCGGGCCUGCGGGGUGCUGGCCCCGAACGUGACCCGCCCGCAGUGCUGCUGCACCCUGGGGUGGGCAUGGGGGGCACAGUGCCCCGGGCAGCCCUGCCCCGCACCUGGCACAGAUGCUCACCUGGCCCUGUGUCCCCACGGGCCCGGGCGCCUCCCCGAGACCCCCCAGGGCCCCCCCACAGAUGUGGAUGAGUGCUCCCUGUUCGCGCCCCAGCUCUGCCGGGGGGGGCUCUGUGUCAACGCCGCCCCCUCCUUCAGCUGCUUCUGCCCCAGCGGCUUCUACUUCGAGCGGGAGCACCUGCAGUGCGUGGACAACGACGAGUGCGCGGCGGCCGAGGCCGAGCCGUGCGUGGCCGGGCUCUGUGUGAACACCGUGGGCUCGUACCUGUGCUCCUGCCCCCCCCCGCUCGUCCUCGACCCCUCCCAGCGCCGCUGCGUGGCCAACGACACCGACCCGGAGGGGUCGCUGGCCGUGUGCUGGCAGGAGGUGGGGCCGGACCUGGUGUGCGGGCGGCCCCGGCGCGCCGCCCCCGUCACGUACAGCGAGUGCUGCUGCCUGUACGGGCAGGCCUGGGGCAUGGAGUGCGCGCUCUGCCCCGCGCCCCACUCCGACGACUUCGAGCUGCUCUGCAACGUCCUGCGCCCCCCGAACUUCGCCCCUCCCCCCCUCUGGGACCCCUCCCCCAAUUUCCCCCUCCCCCCAAACCCCCCGCCCCAAUUCGGGCCCGCCCCUUACGGGGGGGAGUUUUUCGGGGGGGGGCUCCGCCCCCCGCUUUACGACCCCUCCCCUUAUUACUACGGCGGGGGAGGGGCGGGGGGCGUGGCCUACGAGCCGCCGAGGGGGGGCGGCGGGGGAGGGGCGGAUCCCCCUGCGCUUUACGCCCCGCCCCCUGCGGUUUACGCCCCGCCCCCUGCGCUUUACGCCCCGCCCCCUGGGCCGGGGCCCCUCCCCCCCGGGUACGGGGAUUUUGGGGACCCCCCCCGGGGGAGGGGGCCCCGCUUGGAGCCCCCCCGAGGGGGCGGCCCCUGGAACCUCCAAGCGCUCGGGACCCCCGAGGAGGAGGAGGAGGAGGAGGAGGAAGGGCAGGAGGAGUGCGGGGUGCUGAGCGGCUGCAGCCACGGGCGCUGCGUCCGCCUGGGCGACGCCUUCACCUGCGCCUGCGACCCCGGCUUCCGCCUGGACCCCGCCCGCCUCGACUGCCUCGACGUGGACGAGUGUUCGGGGGCGCCCCCCCCGUGCCGCCCCGGGCGCUGCCUCAACACCCCCGGCUCCUUCCGCUGCCUGUGCCCCCCCGGGACCCCCCCGGCGCUGGACCCGCCCCGCUGCCCCCCCCCCGCCUGAAGCCCCCUCCCCAUAUUUAUUGCGCGCCCUUCGCUUUGUAGAGACAAAACCAAAAAUAA
Messenger RNA from Camarhynchus parvulus, 4817 nucleotides. RefSeq names its product latent transforming growth factor beta binding protein 4 (gene LTBP4). The record is from RefSeq and is a predicted model, not a curated record. Lineage: Eukaryota; Metazoa; Chordata; Aves; Passeriformes; Thraupidae. Gene Ontology annotation, molecular function: calcium ion binding; transforming growth factor beta binding.